Molecule: messenger RNA, 1751 nt
Organism: Erythranthe guttata (spotted monkey flower)
Lineage: Eukaryota; Viridiplantae; Streptophyta; Magnoliopsida; Lamiales; Phrymaceae
Product: Pentatricopeptide repeat (PPR) superfamily protein
Biological process (GO): RNA modification
Molecular function (GO): protein binding; RNA binding
Source: RefSeq, a predicted model, not a curated record
CCCAUGUAAAUAAAUGAUCAGAAAAACAGCCGCAACAAAGAGCUCGAUCUGCCAUCAGACCUCGUACCUAUGGCGAAAUUGCAAGAAUCUCCGAACGUUGAAGCAAAUUCAUGCUCGCAUGAUCGUCGAAAGCUUCAACUCCGAUCGUUCCGCUCUCAAAGAACUCAUCUACGCCGCCGCAAUUGCCAUCCACAACAACAUCGACUAUGCCCACCAACUGUUCGACAGAAUCUCCGAACCGGACCUCUUCAUGUGGAACACCAUGAUGAGAGGCUCAGCUCAGAGCUGCAGACCCCAUUUGACCGUUUCGCUCUACUCUCGGAUGGAAAAGCUUUUCGUUCAACCCGAUCACUACACUUUUCCGUUCGUACUAAAGGCGUGUACGAGGCUUUCAUGGGUUAAUAUGGGAUGCGCGAUUCAUGGGAAAGUGACGAGACACGGGUUUGAGUGUAAUAAGUUUGCGAGGAAUGCGCUUAUAUACUUCCAUGCGAACUGUGGAGAAAUCGGAGUAGCGAGUUUGCUAUUUGAUGCGUCCGCGAGAAGAGAUGUUGUGGCUUGGUCUGCUCUGACUGCAGGAUAUGCAAGGAGGGGGAAUUUGGAAAUGGCCAGGUGGCUGUUUGAUGAAAUGCCGGUGAAGGAUUUGGUCUCGUGGAAUGUUAUGAUCACGGGUUACGUAAAGCAGUUGGAGAUGGAGUGCGCGAGGGAGUUGUUUGAUUUAGUUCCUAAAAGAGAUGUUGUGACUUGGAAUGCAAUGAUUUCAGGCUACGUACUUAGCGGAGAGCAUAGAAAGGCGUUGGAGAUGUACGAGGAGAUGAGUACUGCAGGGGAGUGUCCCGAUGAAGUGACAAUGUUGAGCCUUUUGUCGGCAUGUGCAAAUUUAGGAUCUUUAGAUAUUGGAGAGAAGAUUCACUUCUCCAUUCGAAAGAUGGGGGAGGGUGUUUUGGGAAUUUUUCUCGGUAAUGCACUUAUCGACAUGUAUGCUAAAUGCGGAAACAUUGAGAAGGCGCUUGAUGUGUUUCGUUGCAUGAGAGAAAAGGAUGCAACUUCAUGGAAUUCCAUAAUUGUUGGAUUAGCUUUUAGUGGUUACAUGAACGAGUCCAUUUCGGUUUUUGAAGAUAUGAGGAAGAAGAAGUUUAGGCCGAACGAGAUAACUUUUGUUGGGGUAUUGAUUGCAUGUAGUCAUGCAGGGAAAGUCAACGAGGGCCGUGCUUAUUUUAACUUGAUGAAAAAUGCGUACAAUAUUCAGCCAAAUGUGAAGCAUUAUGGAUGUAUGGUAGAUUUGGUUGGGCGGGCGGGUUUGUUAAACGAAGCAUUUGAGUUUAUCGACAUGAUGGAGUUCGAGCCGAAUGCUAUCAUAUGGAGAACAUUGCUUGGAGCUUGUCGAAUUCAUUGUAAUGUAGAACUGGGGAGACUUGCUAAUGAGAAGCUGCUGAAAUUGAGGCGGGAUGAAAGUGGUGACUAUGUUUUAUUGUCGAAUAUAUACGCUUCAAAUGGCGAGUGGAGUGGAGUUGAAAACGUGAGGAAAUUGAUGGAUGAAACUGGUGUGAAAAAGGAACGCGGGUUCAGUUUGGUUGAUGAAGAGAAGAAUGAAUUUCUCGGAUUUUUGCUUGGUUCGGAUCAUCGUGCAAAUGCAAGAAAAAGCGCAUGUUAGUUUUUCGAAAGUGAGAUUUUGUUAUUCUUGAUCCUAAUUAAUUAUACAUGUUAUAAAUUAUGUUACAUUACAUAUGACUUAGCAGUUCAUUUUGUUUGAU